GAUGCGAGCAAAAAGUAGCUGUAAAGGUUUGCAUCAAACCUUUAGACGUCGAGAAUGCAAGUCUCUUAGUUAAAGAGAUGACCCUUUUGAGAAAAUUAGAUCACCCUCAUAUUGUCAAGUUUUUUGGGACUGCACUCUUGAAAAAAGAGGAUGAGGUAAGGGUGAUCUUUGUGAUGGAAAGGUGCACAGAAAGCCCCAAAGGUCACAUCUUCAAGCACCGAGAAUCCGUCCCGGGUAUAUCUGGAAAAACAGCAGACCUUAGAGUUUGUCGUUGGGCGAAAGAAAUCACCGCUGGUCUUCACUUUAUGCACGAAGUAGGCAUUAUUCACAGAGACCUCAAGCUAGAAAACAUCUUGCUGACGGAGGAUGAUUCCGUGAGAAUAAGUGAUGUCGGCGUUUCUAAAGAAGCAAGUGAAAUCACCGGUACUGUUACGGGAUCUUUUUUGUACAUGGCUCCUGAAGUGUUCCAUUCCAACCUUUAUGACUUCAAAGCAGACAUCUACAGUUUUGGAAUAAUGCUUUGGGAGAUGUGGUUUGGACAACGAGCAUUUGCCGAAGUUGAUGCGCUAAAUAGCCAACAUUUCUUUAGCUUGGUUGAUCAUGGGCGUCGUCCAAAAGAUAUUAUGGAAUUGAAGAAGCCUCCACGCCGCUGGAAAGAACUUAUGGAGAGAUGCUGGGAUGGAGACCCAGAUAAACGUCCCACAGCCGAGAGUUGUGAGCGAGAAAUAACUGAACUCUGCAAUGAAUGGCCUGGUCAUUAGGAAGAACCAUAUUCCAAAUUAUACAUGAGGGUUACCGUCAUUAAUUGUACAUAUACUUUGUUUAUAUCACAAGCAAGCAGACAAGUUUAUUUGGCAUUUUCAUACAUCCGUUUUAUCGUUUUUAAAUUUCACAACAAAGACUUCGAGCUACCAGGAUCAUUCGUAUGACUUAAACACAAUAUUGUUACGAUUUUUGGCCUGCAAAUUAAUUUUUGCAGUCUCAUCCCCUUUAGCUCGAACGCCUGCUUAACUAAGCUCGAGUUUUGUUCCUCGUCGCUGAAUCAAGCAAAAAAGUUUGAGGCAUGGCUGCACACUACACAACAGUAAUGGUACGGGCGGUUAGCCUUCUGUGACAUGCGCUCACAAUCUAUGAAGAACACGGUAGUCCUAUAGAUGAAAGGCAUUAUCCAAAGGAGUCACAAAGCUUCAAAAUUCCCCAAAAUGCGGGACUUUACGUUUAGAAAUAUGCUGGAAGGAGUGCCCAACCAUAGACGCGUCGCGCGAAUAUUCGAUAGUAGCCAAAUACUUAAAGUUUAUUGGCUAUCCAAAAAGGAAAGAAAAUGUUUACCAAAACAAGAAUAAUUAGACACUCAUCGUGUACUCGUUCAAUCAACAUUUUAAGUGUUUUGAUCUAGUACCUUGUUCAUUAAAUGUUUUGAGUUUCUUUACAUGGCCACAAGAUUAUUACGGAACAUUAUAUCAGUCUACAUUGAGCCCUUUUCCAAUUUCUUUUGCAUGGAUU
Molecule: messenger RNA, 1503 nt
Organism: Pocillopora verrucosa
Lineage: Eukaryota; Metazoa; Cnidaria; Anthozoa; Scleractinia; Pocilloporidae
Source: RefSeq, a predicted model, not a curated record